AUUUGUUGCUUGAUAUACACGUAACUUUUGUUUUAUUUAUAAUCUUUGGUCAUGUCACCCAAAAGUCUUGUUAAAACUAAUUUUGGCUUCUGCAACUUCUGUUUUUAAUUUAUAAUUUUUCUGGAGAAAUUUAUAUAAAAUUGUUGAAUCUCUUCCUUAAUAGUUGAUUCAAAGCAUCUAAAAUGAUUAUGUCGUCUCCCUUAAUAUUUGCUUACCGAAAAAUGUGAAAAAAUUAAACUUGGCAGCAUUUAUUGUCGGCUUCUUUUAGUACUUUAAUACGUUUUGUGAUAUUAGGAGAAAGCAUUGGAAAAUUUCUUAAUAAUUUUUAAAUGAAUUUCGCUAUUAAUUCGUGAAUUUAAUAAAAAACGCGAGAGGUUACCUUAAAAAAAAACAAUAUGAAUCCAGUUGACAUGGUCGAGGAGGAUGCUGCUGAUUUGCAAUUUCCUAAAGGAAAUUUAUCAACAAAGAAACGGAAGAUGUUAAAUGCUCUGGCAGACGAGGGUACCAAAUACAAAAUAUCUUAUUACGACGCUCAACAAUUGCAGCGUUUGCUCGAAGAAAAUCGUAAACAUCAAGUGGAGGAGAUUCAAGAAGUGAGAUUAUUGUGUAGUGCUUGUCAAAAUUGUGUCCGAGAACCUUAUAUUAAAUGUCCCGAAUGCGAAAGUAUAUUAUGCUUGGAGUGUUUCGCCAAAGGUUGCGAAACCGAAAAACAUCGCAACAAUCAUUCUUACAUUAUAAUAAAAGAUGAUAUACAAGUGUUUUCCGGUGCGGCUAAUUGGACAGCGAAAGACGAACGUUGUUUGUUGGAAAGUUUACGGGUGCAAGGCUACGGUAAUUGGGACGCGAUAGCCAAAUCGUUACAAUAUCGCUUCACUGCCGCUGAAUGUCGCCAGCAUUAUCAUGAUUAUUAUUUUGGUGGCAUAUUCGAACGUUUAUUGGGUUUGCAGCAUAUCGAAAAUUGUUAUGUACCCCAACGGACACCUUACAUGGUGAAAAUGAGAUCAGUAGAUCCGCCUCGACAUGACGAUAUAGCUUCUAUGCAAUUUAAAUUAAUGGCCGGAUACCGUUGUGCACGCGGGGAUUUCGAUACACCAUAUGACGUAUCAGCUGAAAAUUUGCUGACAAUGAUACUACAAGCCGAUGAUAACUUAAGUGACAUAGUAGAGGAGGAAGAUUAUAGUCAGGAUAGAUUCCUCAUUGAAGAACUGAAAUGUGCUUUAGUAAGAGCAUAUAAUCAUCGCUUAAAAGAAAGACAACGGCGUUAUGAAAUUAUGCGCGCUCAUGGGUUAAUCAUGGCCAACCGCUCUUUAAGCUGGAUAACUAAAUAUGCUGAUGCCUUAUUAUCCGAAACAAAUUGUAAAAGAUUUCUGGCCUUCAUGCAACUGUGCACACCUUAUCAAUUUGAUCUGCUGUUAGAGGGAUUGAAAUAUUUUACUGAGCUGCAAAAAAUGUUGUUUCGAUAUUAUGAAUUAAGAGAAAAUGGUGUACGUACUUUGACAGGCGCGGGCAUAUAUUUCAAAAUGAAAAGAAAACGUUUACAUGACCAAAAAGAACAACAGAAUAUAGAACGUUUGCGCUAUAAAUAUGACUGGCGUAAAUUACUGCCCACUAUCCAUAAUAAGCAGUUGGCGGAUAAAUUAAUACAGCCUACACUUGCCACAGUUCCAAGAAAAAAGGCCGGACCCAUAGAUAUAAUAGGUUUGCCUGGUUUUGUUAAACUUGACGAGGCCGAACGACAAUUAUGCAGUGUGGUUCGUUUAGUACCUCAAGCUUAUUUGGAUUAUAAAAAUCUUCUCAUAAGCGAAAAUUGCAAAUUAGGUCAUAUUAAGUUGGCCGACGCAAGACGUCUCAUAAAAAUAGAUGUUAAUAAAACGCGACAAAUCUUUGAUUUUCUCAUAGAACACGGUCAUAUCAAUAAAAGUUAUUAAUUUCAUUACGAUUCACGUAUAAACUGGCGCUUGUUUAUUUACAUUUAAAACAAACUUAUUUUUAAAAAUUGUCCAAAUUUAAUAAGAAAAUGUAUUUAAUAAUA
Molecule: messenger RNA, 2032 nt
Organism: Glossina fuscipes
Lineage: Eukaryota; Metazoa; Arthropoda; Insecta; Diptera; Glossinidae
Product: DNA-directed RNA polymerase II subunit Rpb4
Exons: 5
Coding region: 396-1928 (510 amino acids)
Biological process (GO): nuclear-transcribed mRNA catabolic process, deadenylation-dependent decay; positive regulation of translational initiation; mRNA export from nucleus in response to heat stress
Cellular component (GO): SAGA-type complex; P-body; nucleus
Molecular function (GO): translation initiation factor binding; catalytic activity; transcription coactivator activity
Source: RefSeq, a predicted model, not a curated record